Molecule: messenger RNA, 2005 nt
Organism: Orbicella faveolata
Lineage: Eukaryota; Metazoa; Cnidaria; Anthozoa; Scleractinia; Merulinidae
Product: WD repeat-containing protein 93-like
Source: RefSeq, a predicted model, not a curated record
UGGGAGCUCGUUCUAGGAAACCUACAAUGGUUGAAUCAACAGCACCAGAUCUAGACGAUUCUGCAGCUGUACCAGACCAGCUUCUAAAAUCCUCUGAAGAGCAAGAUCCAGCUACUGGAACUUCUCCACCAGGGUCAAGACCAAGCUCUGCUCAGGCUGGUCAGAACCAGCCUGGCCUUUCAGCAGUCUCGUUCACUAAGCCUACAGCAGUACUACGUGUGCGACCCCCUGCUCCAGUUGGCCCUUGUGCAGCCACUAACUGCUCUGCAGCUUUAAAAGCCACUGAUUCAGAGGGAAAUGUCAUUGGGAGUGGUUCUAAUCAUGUGUUGAUGUCGCAGUUUUUUGACAGCUGCGAUAAAACAAUCCGUCAGCUUCACAAGAACGAACUGCAGUAUCUGAAUAAAAAUGACGAGGAUCUGACAAGCUUUCCUAAAAUACAUUUCUUAACACCUGGGAGGUUAGUUCCAUCAGGAUUAGAGUCUGCACCUGGUGAGUAGAAUCAGACUGUCAGGCUGUACUGAUCAGGGAGGCAGUAACAAUAGCGGCAAGAGCCCUUGGCCUCUCUACCGGGUUUCGUCCUCCUGGUGCAUGAAUGUCACCUCCAUUCUGAAGCCCUAUCCAUCUCAGACUUGCCUUCAAGCUGGUAAUCACUAACAUAACAGUGAAAUGAAGAGCUUUUACCAAAGGUUUCUAUUGGGUAACAGUUGAUGUGGGGCAAAGCCUAGAACAAACUAUCAAAGUUAUAGUCUCAUUAGAGCAUAGCCCAUCAACCAACUGUUCAAAUCAGGAAAGAAAUAGAUUGGUUUUCUUUAGAUCAAAUUUUCCAGGAAAGCAAACAGUUGAAGCCAUCAUCAACACUUGACAAGCUUCUGCUGCCAGACAUCUAUCCACUGUCAGACUACCAAGUGUAGCCAAUCCGAUUGUGUGUUUAAAUCUUGAUAAAAGUUGUAGGGUUGUAAAGGAUUAUUUAUUUCGGGAUCUAAAAAGUCCUUCCAAAGAUUCCGCAAAACUAUUAGAAGAUCUUACUGGAUCGUUCAAGUCCCAUUACAUAUCCCUGAGGAUCUUAGCAAGUUUUUCUUAAGAGAUCUUAGCAGGGAUGCAUAAGAAGGAUCUUCACGGGGACUGAAGUGAAGGAUCUUUACUGAAUCCUCUACGAUUCUAUCUAAGAUCUUCGAAUAAGAUCCUACAGGAUCUUGACUAGGAUUGUAAAGAACUUUUACGUUUUGCGGUAGUACUGUGCUACCAGCCACCAACAAAACAACAAAGCAUCUAGGACGUGGCAAGGUUCUUAUAGUAAGCUAGUAAGCUCCCUUCUAUUUAAGAUACUCCAGCUUCAGGAUACUAUAGGAUCCUUACAAGAAUUUUGCCAUCAAAUUAGGCCAGCACAGGUUGCUCUAAGUAGCAUUUUUCAGCUACUCAAGUGUGCAGUGUAUGCGCAUUAAGGCAUUUGUUGUUUUAUUCAGCUAAGGUCAACUCCUUGUCAGUAUGGUGGUCUGGAGGAACUCAGCUAUUUAUUUAUUCACUUGUCAAGACUGCAAAAGAUCUGGAGCAUAAGCCAGACAUAGUGUGGCCUCACUCGGAGCAGAUACUCAUUAGCGCAGUUAGUGAGUGUGGGUCAUUCAUGGCCAUGGGUCUGAAAACAGGAACAGUCGUUGUGUGGGAUGUCUAUAGAGAUAUUCUUCUGAGGGUCUACCCUGUGACCGAUAAAGGACAAAUACUUGACCUUUGCUUCUUGUCCAGUGCUGUUGUUCUUGUCAACACAGAAGAUAAUGGAUCAUUAACGUCAGUGUCAUCAUCUCUUGCAAACUUGAUCGCGAGUUGUGAUGAGGGAACAUUUUGUCUUCUGCGAUGUGGAGUUGCUCAGUCGGUUACUACAAAACCUCUUGUUGACCGGUAACUUCAAAGGGUUGAUUUUGGUAGUUUCAAUUUGAUGUUGAAUAGAUCCUUCUGUUUGCGAUCGAAAGAAACAAUUAAAGGAGGUCAUUCCACUCACUUAUAUUUUAAU